Messenger RNA from Ilyonectria robusta, 1056 nucleotides. RefSeq lists its product as uncharacterized. NCBI's taxonomy places the organism in Eukaryota, Fungi, Ascomycota, Sordariomycetes, Hypocreales, Nectriaceae. The transcript is spliced from 2 exons. Gene Ontology annotation, biological process: secondary metabolic process. Bases 1 to 1056 code for a protein of 351 amino acids. The record is from RefSeq and is a predicted model, not a curated record.
AUGCCCAGCAUCAAAGAGAUUCGUGUUGCUAUAUCCCAGCUGCCCAAAGGAUCGCCUCUGGUCGUCGCUCUUCCUGGCGGCACAACCGGAAUUGGCGCAUACAUUGCCAAUGCACUGGCGACCACUUUUGCACAACAUGGGUCGAAGCUGCGCGUGUAUAUCAUUGGCCGCAAUGCCACGCGCGCCGAGUCCGUCAUGUCCGAAGCACAAAAGACCAGCCCUGGCUCGGACUGGCGCUUUGUGAAGGCAAAUGACCUUGCACUAAUCAGUGAAGUCGACCGUUGCUCUGCAGAGAUCAUCAGGCAGGAGACUGAGGAUCCUUUUCAUGGUGGACCAGUUCAGUUGGAUCUGCUUUAUAUGACGUACUGCUAUCCUAUCCUGAAGGAGCGCAACACCACCCCGGAAGGUCUGGACUCCUUCAUUUCAACAACCUAUUACUCGAGGAUCAGGUUCAUCAUGCAACUCAUGCCUCUUCUGACUGCAUCCCCGUUGCCCGGCCACGUCAUCUCGGUCUACGCAGGUGGAUUCGAGGACGGGACUUCAGUAGGGGAUUGGCCCGUCGGUUGCCCACCUGAUUCAACCUACGGAGUUAGCAGCGUGCGUAAGCAUACCUGUUUCAUGAAGACUUUUGUCUUCGAAGAGCUUGCCGAUAAAUAUGCUGGGAAGCUAAGUCUGACGCACAUCUACCCGGGUCUGGUUGAUGGGCCUGGAUUCACCAGCUCUGACAUGCCUACCUGGUUUAAAUUCGUGUGGAAGAUUGUGAAACCCUUGGCUUGGCUGUACAUGACGUCGUCAGAUGACUGUGGACAAGUGAUGGUCUAUCUCGCAACCUCGAAUUUCCCGGCCAAGGGAACAGUCGACAGUGCUAAAGCGACUUUGAGCACGAAGGAAGAGGCUGGCGGCGGAUCAUAUGGCGUUGGACAAAGGGCGGAUGCGGCAAAAGGCAUCAGAUAUGAAAAGCUUCGCAAGGAGGAUACAAGCAAGAGAAUCUGGGAUCACACGAUGGAGGUAUUGGAUCGGAUUGAAAAGGAGAAUGAAAAUGCUGCGCAGAAGUAG